AUGAGCAUGUCAAGGAUUCGAGCGACCCGGGGAUACAUGGCGCCUGAAUGGAUCAAAAUAGAUCAGAUCACAUCAAAAGUUGACGUUUACAGUUUUCGAAUGGUGUUGCUGGAAAUUGUGAGUGGGGUAAGGAAUGUUGAGAUACAAAGCUCAAAAACAAAUGGUGAGGAUUGGUAUCUACCUAGGUGGGCAUUUAAUAAGGUCUUCAAGGAAAUGAAGUUGGAGGACAUUUUGGACCAUCGGAUCAAACAAAGUUAUGAUAAUCGGAAUCAUUUUGACAUGGUUAAUCGGAUGGUGAAGACCGCAAUGUGGUGCGUUCAAGAUCGACCCGAUAUGAGGCCAUCAAUGGGGAAG
Messenger RNA from Ilex paraguariensis (yerba mate), 354 nucleotides. NCBI's taxonomy places the organism in Eukaryota, Viridiplantae, Streptophyta, Magnoliopsida, Aquifoliales, Aquifoliaceae. The record is from the annotation of a GenBank genome assembly.